This is a messenger RNA of Didymodactylos carnosus, 453 nucleotides long. The record is from the annotation of a GenBank genome assembly. Lineage: Eukaryota; Metazoa; Rotifera; Eurotatoria; Philodinida; Philodinidae.
AUGGUUGAUGGUCAUGCUCACUCUGAACUUGAUAAUUUUGAACCGUGCAAAUUCAAAGUAGAAAGUAUCGAAUAUUAUAGUGCUGAAAAUUAUUAUCAAUGUCAGAAGACAACCACACCUGAGGAUCAUGAAAAAGUUCGAAAAUCUGGUUGUGGUGCCGAUGUGUGGCGUGUCGGAUCACACGUUAAAAUUAAACCUAAUUGGGAGUCAAUAAAAGUGAACCAAAUGUACUUAGGUAAUAAGGCAAAAUUUGAACAAAAUGAGCAUAUAGCAAAACAAUUGUGUGCAACAAAGGGCAAAAUUACAUUUCGUGGUUCAACUGCAUUUUGGAACGAAUGGAACGCUGCAAUUAUGGAAAGAAUUCGAGCAGAAAUGAGACAAUCAGGAGAGGAGGAUACAAAGACGAUUGAAAGAAUUACAAAAGCCAUGAGUCAAUAUGAGAAAGAACAUUAA